UCCGCCGCGCCCUCCGCGCCCGACCCCGACGACGCGCUGCCCGGCGUAGACUUUGACCCGGACGUGUUCCCCGCGGACUGCGUGAGCUUCGCGGACAGCAUCCCGGGCGUGGCGCUGGACGACUGCCGGCCCGGCGCCAUGCUGGAGGUCAUCGUGGGCGAGGUGUACUCGCCCUCGCACUUCUGGUACCUGCGCCUCGGCCAGCGCUACAACCUGGCCAUGGAAGACAUGAUGGACGACAUGGCGCGGUAUUACAACGGCGAGGGCCGAGAGCGGCGGCUGGCGCGCGGCGCCGUCCGCGUCGGCCACUACUGCGCCGCGCUCUACGACAACGACUGGCACCGCGCGCUCAUCGUCAAGAUACUCGACAGCGAUACCGUCAAGGUGCGGCACGUGGACUACGGCACGGUGGACGCCGUGGGCUGGGCGUCGCUGCGGCCGCUGCGGCGCGAGUGGGCGCGGCUGGCGGCGCAGGCGGGCCGCGCGCGCCUGGCCGGCGUGCGGCCCUCCGCCGCGGGCCGCCGCUGGCCGCGCGCCGCCGCCGCGCACUUCCUGGACCUCGUGCGCGCGCGCCCGCUCGUCGCCAACAUCGUCGCCGUGGACCACGAGGAGGGCGUGAUCGAGACGCUGCUACUGGACACGUCGGGCGCGGAGGACCGCUGCCUGAGCGGCGAGCUGGUGCGCGCGGGACACGCGGACGCGCGCGGCGACUGCGCGCUGCUGGCGGCGGACUGCUACCUGUUCCCGAGGUUCGAGGCGCUGGAGAGCGGCGCCACGCCCAACUACGCCGAGAUCCACGCCUACCUGCGCGACGGCAUCGCGCUGGACUACGUGGCCGCCUACGCCGAGCACGUGCCCGCCUGGCCGCCCGCCGACGUGCCUGCGCGGGGCGCGCCGCCGCCGCCCUCGCCCCCGCCCCCGCCCCCGCCGCCGCCCUCUCGCAUCCCGCUGCUGUUGCCCGCUGCCGAUCCGCCAGUAGAAGAUCGUGGUUCGCCGGUGCCCCCACCGGACUCGCCUCUUUCUCCAAGCGCGACUCCGAACUCUACUAUUUCCCGGUCUGCAUCGAACCCGCGUCCAUCGAAUUCUCCUUGUCCUAUUUCGACGGAAAUGAGUCCGACUCCUCCGGUCUCUCAGCAGCAGACUCCACGCCCUGAGCCGGCGUGCGAUCAGUCCUCGCUACCUACUACGCAAUGGACGCGGUCGGAAACACAUUUGCCUGGACCUCCCCCGCCGCUACCCAACCAGUUUGGUAUGGUCACUUUAAGUCCAGCAGAGUGUUCGACGUACAGCGUACUGGCUUCAGUGGACCCGGCCGCGGCGCACUGGUACAUGGCGAGCAAGCUGGAUCAAGCAAGGCGUCCACCAAAUUAUCCCGGACCGCCUACUUAUGUCCCUCCCCGCGGUCCUCAGUGUUCUUGGGGCCCACCGGGUAUACGAGCUCCUCCCGGAUAUUUUGGUCCACCCUCUUUACCGAAUCCCCUCGUACAUAUGGGCCCGCCGUCUGUCCAAAGCCCUGUAGGUUUAUUUUGUCCGCCGGGCUUCUCAGGCCCGCCCGUUCAAUUCGUGCCACCCCGUUAUUAUGUUCCUUCCUCUCCAUUCGGGCCGCCGUCGGGAUUUAGCUCUUAGAUUACUUAUGAUAUUUGAAACAAAUGUCUAAAACACCAUCAGCUACCUCAAAUUACAUAAUGUAGAUCAUGAGUAUAAACAGAAGACAAAUAUAUUUUGUAAUUUCAUUAGCUGUAAGAAAAGUUGUUCAUUAGUUUUAAGGAUACUUUGGUCUGACCCUAAACUUAGCUGCAUUGUUUGCAUUUUGUUUUCUUGUUGUAAUUAUAAGAGUAAUAUUAUACAAAAAGUCUGUGUUAUUUAAAUAGAGACAAUAUACUAAAAGUAUAGGAAAAAAAACAUUGUUAGAUUCUGUGAUAUUAUUAAUGAAUCAAGAUAAGGAGACAUUUAAUAAAAAAACAUCGUUGACAUUCGACUUUAUUUUGUUUUCUUUUCUUUAUAUAUGGCGCCUUAUAGAAUUUAGUUUUACCGAAAUCUGUUAACCGGCUGUCUUUUUGCCAUAUUAUUGUUGAGUAUGUUCUUAGUUCGUGGAAGAAUCAAUUGUCAUUUAUAUUAUUUUGCAAACCUCCGUUUUGCCCAAUUACCAAAUUUACUUAUGGCUGUGAGGCUACGGCCAUAAGUAAAUAUUAAAGUAUUUUAAUUUGAUAUAUUUUAAGGAACCAAAAGUACAUCCUACUGAAUAUUAUUUGGCCUCAAUUAUUACAACCGGUUAUUUGGUGGCAUUUAAAAAAUAUAUGAAUAAAUAAAGUGACCACGAAAAAUUCGAGGAGCUCGUGGCUAAGCUAUAACCGCA
Trichoplusia ni (cabbage looper) is the source of this 2356-nucleotide messenger RNA. RefSeq lists its product as uncharacterized. Lineage: Eukaryota; Metazoa; Arthropoda; Insecta; Lepidoptera; Noctuidae. The record is from RefSeq and is a predicted model, not a curated record. The transcript has 6 exons. The coding region runs from base 139 to 1626 and encodes 495 amino acids.